ACGUCGGUCAAAAGCAUCCAAUCAAGAAUCACAAUUUUAGUGAUACAUCUCUAGCUUAGUUUCUUCUAACUCAAAAUGUCGACAGCACUUCAGAUCCACGCAAGCGGAAUCAAAUUACCGGUCUCACUUAUUCCUUGUACUACCAAACAAAUCUCUAGGGCUAGUAAACGUGUUGGUAGGAUCAGAUGCUCCGCCACCACACCAAAUAAAAAGUACACCAUUGCCGUCCUCCCCGGUGAUGGCAUCGGCACUGAAGUCACUCCAGUUGCCGUCGAAGCUCUCCGCCUCGCUGGCUCUCUCGAAGGAAUUGAUUUCGAGUUUAAGGAGAUGUUGGUCGGUGGUGCCGCUUACGAGGCCACCGGAGUUCCGUUCCCGGAAGAAACCCUAAAAGCAUCUCUUGAGUCCGACGCUGUUUACCUAGGAGCAGUUGGUAUCACCAAAAAGAUGCCGUCGUCGGAUCAUCUACCGAAACAUCUAAGGCCUGAAGUUGGCCUGAUGCGUAUCCGAAGAGCUCUCGGAGUAUAUGCUAAUCUCAGACCCAUCACCGUCUUUCCUCGGUUAUUGGAAGCUUCCUCUUUGAAAAGGAGUGUGACGGAAGAGGUUGACUUUAUGAUCAUAAGAGAGCUCGCUGGAGGUUUGUAUUAUGGAAAGCCAAGAGGCUUUGGAAUCAACGAAAAGGGCGAGGAGACCGGUUUCUGCACCGAGAUUUAUUCCAGUAGCGAGGUUGAUCGUGUCGCUCGAAUUGCAUUUGACAUGGCAAUGGAACGACGUGGCAAAGUCUGCUCAGUCGACAAAGCUACCGUCUUAGAAUCGUCGAGGUUGUGGAGGAAACGAGUGACGAUUAUGUCGGAAGAGUAUCCAGAAGUUGAUCUGUCGCAUAUGCUAGUGGACACAUCUGGCAUGGAGCUGAUUCGGUACCCCAAACAAUUCGACGUACUCUUGACAUCGAAUGUCUUUGGAGAUAUCUUGUCGGAUGUUGCAGCUAUGAUCACCGGCGGCAUUGGAAUGCUUCCCUCCGCCUGCAUCGGAGGCCCGGGACCGCAACUCUUCGAACCUGUUCACGGUUCAGCUCCUGACAUCGAGGGAGAGGACGUAGCAAAUCCACUGGCUGCGGUUCUCACGGCCGUGAUGGUUCUGAGGUAUGGUUUGAAGGAAGAAGCGGUCGCAAAACGCAUAGAAAAUGCUAUUUUUGAUACCUUAAACGAAGGUUUCAGAACGCGUGAUAUUCCCACUCCCGGAGCCAAAAUUGUGGGAUGCAAGAAGAUGGGUGAAGAAAUAUUGAAGUCGCUUUACGUCAGAGUUCCGUCGCAUCAAUUGAACUAGCAUCACAAAACCAACAUCUCAUAGCCUGCCGACAAUUAUCCAUGAACUGAUUGAUCAAUUUUAAUGUCGUUAGUAUUAUUGUGUUGUUGCAUGAAAUAAAACGACACGUCUCAAUGUUGAGACUUGCUUGGUCCUUGUAAAAAUAUCUGUUACUAUGCAUUCAAUAUAUUAUUGGCGUGGUUUAGUUUUAUUUCCC
Brassica oleracea var. oleracea is the source of this 1519-nucleotide messenger RNA. RefSeq names its product 3-isopropylmalate dehydrogenase 2, chloroplastic-like. Gene Ontology annotation, biological process: L-leucine biosynthetic process. Gene Ontology annotation, molecular function: magnesium ion binding; 3-isopropylmalate dehydrogenase activity; NAD binding. Bases 76 to 1323 code for a protein of 415 amino acids. Lineage: Eukaryota; Viridiplantae; Streptophyta; Magnoliopsida; Brassicales; Brassicaceae. The record is from RefSeq and is a predicted model, not a curated record. The transcript is spliced from 11 exons.